Molecule: messenger RNA, 864 nt
Organism: Myzus persicae (green peach aphid)
Lineage: Eukaryota; Metazoa; Arthropoda; Insecta; Hemiptera; Aphididae
Product: endocuticle structural glycoprotein SgAbd-9-like
Exons: 4
Coding region: 132-755 (207 amino acids)
Cellular component (GO): chitin-based extracellular matrix
Molecular function (GO): structural constituent of chitin-based larval cuticle
Source: RefSeq, a predicted model, not a curated record
UCUAAAAAUCAGUAUUGAUCCGACGAACUCAUCCGACAGACACCAUCAUCAUAUAUUAUAUAUCAACAUAAUAUAACAACCGUCGUCGUAGACAAUUGUUACAAAGUUUCUCAGUUCCACCUGCAAAAAUCAUGUCUGUCUCUAAAGUGGUAAUGCGUUUCACCGGAAUAACUGCUCUGCUCAUGGUGGCGGGCUGCUCUUCGCAGACGGUGCAACCAGCACCGGUGCCGAUCGUUUCGACUUCACCACCGUCGUUGUUGCCGCAGCCAUCGCCUUAUUUCAACGGCUUCAGACCGAACGGAGCGUACCCACCACAGUUCAACGGCGUAUACCCGCAACAGUUCAACGGCGCGUACCCGCAACAGUUCAACGGCGUGGUGCCGCCACAGUUCGCUCAGCGGUACUACAACGGUCAAAACCCCGCGUACAACGGACAAUUCGUGCCGAUCUUACAGCAAUCGUUCGAUCUCUCCCCGGAGGGUAGUUACACUUUCAGUUACCAGUCCGCCGACGGAACCCAGAGACAGGAAUCGGGUGGUCUGAGAUAUCCGGCCGUACAAGGAUACCCGCCAGUGAUGGCCGUCCAAGGAUCAUACUCAGCGAUAACUCCAGAAGGAGUUCCAAUUGAAGUUGCAUACGUAGCUGAUGAAAAUGGAUACCAGCCAACUGGACCUGGAGUCCAUCCGGCCAUUCAACGAGCAGUAGCCCAACAAGUGGCCCAAGCCAAACUAGAACCACCACAAUUCAACAAAUAAUAAUGCCUUUAAUGUCUCAACGUGUAAUGAUAUGAUUCCAAACCCGAAAUUUGUAAAAACUUUAAUUAAAGUCCAAUAAAGCGAUAUGUACAUUGAACAAAAAAAAAAA